GUGGCAGCGGCUGCCAUUACUCAAGGCGCAGCAGCUGCAGACAGUGAGCGGUCGCGGCUCAGUCACCCACCCACCCCGGCACCGACAACAACAACAAACACCAGCCGCCGCUCCCCACACACACACACACACCAUGAACGGACAGAUCAACGGCCUGCACCAGAACCUGCUGGACGAGAGGACGUUCCUCUUCACCUCCGAGUCGGUCGGUGAAGGUCACCCAGAUAAAAUCUGUGAUCAGAUUAGUGAUGCUGUAUUGGAUGCCCAUCUCAAACAAGACCCGGAUGCCAAAGUUGCAUGUGAGACUGUUGCAAAAACUGGUAUGAUUCUGCUGUGCGGUGAGAUUACCUCUAGGGCUGCUGUCGACUACCAGAAAGUCGUACGAGAUACUAUUAAACAUAUCGGGUACAAUGAUUCAUCAAAAGGCUUUGACUACAAGACCUGCAACGUUCUGGUUGCUUUGGAGCAACAGUCUCCAGAUAUUGCACAAGGUGUUCAUUUGGACAGGAAUGAAGAGGAUAUUGGUGCUGGUGAUCAAGGCCUUAUGUUUGGUUACGCCACAGAUGAGACUGAGGAGUGUAUGCCCCUGACCAUUGUUCUUGCUCACAAACUGAAUGCUAAAAUGGCAGAGCUGCGCCGUAAUGGCACUCUGCCCUGGCUCCGGCCAGACAGCAAGACACAGGUUACUGUGCAGUACCUGCAGGACCACGGUGCUGUCAUUCCCAUCCGCGUGCACACAGUUGUGGUGUCGGUGCAGCAUGACGAGGAGGUUCCGCUGGAUGAGAUGAGGGAUGCUCUGAAGGACAAAGUGGUCAAGGCGGUUGUGCCCAGCAAGUACUUGGAUGAAGAGACCGUUUACCACCUGCAGCCCAGUGGACGUUUUGUUAUUGGUGGACCACAGGGAGAUGCAGGCCUGACUGGGCGCAAGAUCAUUGUUGACACCUAUGGUGGAUGGGGUGCACACGGGGGUGGUGCUUUCUCUGGCAAGGACUACACAAAGGUGGAUCGUUCUGCUGCCUAUGCUGCUCGAUGGGUUGCCAAGUCUCUGGUAAAAGCUGGUCUGUGCCGACGUGUGCUUGUGCAGGUAUCCUAUGCUAUUGGAGUUGCACACCCUUUGUCCAUCUCAAUUUUCUCCUAUGGGACAUCUGAAAUGAGCGAGAAGGAUCUUUUGAGCAUUGUGAAGAAAAACUUUGAUCUGCGUCCUGGUGUUAUUGUCAGGGAUCUGGACUUGAAGAAGCCAAUUUACCAGAAGACAGCAGCCUAUGGCCACUUCGGUAGGGAUAGCUUCCCCUGGGAAGUGCCUAAAAAACUUAAGUGCUGAGUGUGAAGUCUUUCUCCCCAGAUCUGUUGGUGUAUAAUACAGAGAAGCUGCAGCAUCUUGAGGAGAAAGACCCCCUUCUGUAUAACCUGUCCUCCCAUAACUCCAUUUGCUAGUGGAAAAAUAUCGGUUCUUCCCUCUGCUCCCAUCCCCUAUCACACAGAGAUUGUCCCGAGCCCUCUUGUGAUAGCCACUGCCUUGCUAAUGUGUAGUUUUUUUUGUUCAGGGUGAGGGUUGAAAAGGACCAUAAACAAGAGGAUCAAUUUUGGGGUUUGGGUGACCAGACACUCCGUGUUCCCAGUACAACUGUAACCCGAGUCUG
Molecule: messenger RNA, 1640 nt
Organism: Amblyraja radiata (thorny skate)
Lineage: Eukaryota; Metazoa; Chordata; Chondrichthyes; Rajiformes; Rajidae
Product: S-adenosylmethionine synthase
Exons: 9
Coding region: 134-1321 (395 amino acids)
Biological process (GO): S-adenosylmethionine biosynthetic process
Molecular function (GO): ATP binding; methionine adenosyltransferase activity
Source: RefSeq, a predicted model, not a curated record